Molecule: messenger RNA, 957 nt
Organism: Emiliania huxleyi CCMP1516
Lineage: Eukaryota; Haptophyta; Isochrysidales; Noelaerhabdaceae
Product: glutaminase
Exons: 1
Biological process (GO): L-glutamine catabolic process
Molecular function (GO): glutaminase activity
Source: RefSeq, a predicted model, not a curated record
AUGGCAACCGAGGACAAGGACACGCUGGUCGUCCGCCGCCAGACAACCGGAGACGCUCUGCACAGCCUGCUCUCCGACUUGUUUGAGGAGGUCCGGCACGAAUGCAGCGGGAGCGUGGCCGACUACAUUCCUCAGCUCGCACAGGCGGACCCAGCCCUCUUCGGUGUGGCCUUCUGCGACGUCCACGGCCGAAUCUCAGCGGUCGGCGACAGCCGUGCGACCUAUUGUCUGCAAAGCACGAGCAAGCCGCUCAACUACUGCCUCGCUCGCAACCUGCAGGCGGCGGGACGGGGCGCGCCUGUGCACGAGCACGUGGGGUUCGAGCCGAGCGGCCGCGCGUUCAACGAGUUUUGUCUCAACGCGCAGGGCCUCCCGCACAAUCCGCUCAUCAACGCCGGCGCCAUCAUCGUGGCCAGCCUCAUCGAGCCGGCAAAGGAGCCAGCCGCGCGCUUCGACGAGGUCAUCGGCUUCUACCGCCGCCUCUCUGGCGGCGGUGCGGGCAACAUCGGCUUCGACAACGGGGUCUUUCUGUCGGAGAAGCACCACGCCGACCGGAACGUCGCGCUGGCUUACCACAUGCGACAGCACGGCGCCUUUGACGGCUACCCGACCCCCUCUCAGUUGCAAGACCACCUCGACCUCUACUUCCAGACCUGCUCCGUGACGAUCAACUCCGAGGUCGGCGCGGUCAUGGCAGCGACGCUCGCCAAUCACGGCACGUGCCCCACCUCGGGAGAGGCGGUCGUCAGCCCGUACAUCGUCAAGGACGUGCUCUCCAUCAUGCACGGCUGCGGGAUGUACGACUUUAGCGGCCAGUUUGGCUUCACGGUCGGCCUGCCAGCAAAGUCGGGCGUCUCCGGCGCGGUGAUGCUGGUGGUGCCCGGCGUCGGCGGCUUCUGCAUCUACUCGCCGCGGCUCGACGAGCACGGCAACUCGGUGCGGGGCCUCGCGUUUUGC